Molecule: messenger RNA, 2176 nt
Organism: Ilex paraguariensis (yerba mate)
Lineage: Eukaryota; Viridiplantae; Streptophyta; Magnoliopsida; Aquifoliales; Aquifoliaceae
Source: the annotation of a GenBank genome assembly
CUCUUCCCCCGCGACAGUCGGUGCUUCUUCUGCACAUCGUCCCCUUCCACAAACUCUCUCUCUUUCUCUCACACGGACACACCCCCAGAGUUCCAGUCAAUACCACCUUUCCAUGGCACCCCUUCUCUAGCUAAGGCUUUGUAUUUCUGCUCUCUCUUUCUCUCUCUCUCUCGAACUCCUAAACCUUAACUCUUGAGAGAGAGGCAGAGAGAUUUUUCACACGCAGAUGGGUCAAGAAAAUUUUACACCUCAGAAAAGAACCAGCUUUCUUCCGACAACAGCCACCGCCAACGGCGUCGUCCGAGGCCGCACAUUGAUCCCACGGGGCCGCCAGAUCCACAAGACCUUCAACAACAUAAAGAUUACGAUCCUCUGCGGGUUCGUCACAAUACUCGUUCUCCGAGGCACCAUCGGCCUCGGCAACCUCAUCUCCUCCGACGCCGAAGUUGAGAACCAAAACCUCAUCGAAGAAACCAAUCGAAUCCUCGACGAGAUCCGAUCUGACAAAGACCCAAAUGAUCCAGAUGACUCCUCAGAACCCGAAUACAUGAGCCUUAACGCCACUUACACUCUGGGACCCAAGAUCACCAAUUGGGACGAAGAAAGAAAGCUUUGGCUCAAUCGAAACCCCGAGUUCCCAAACUUUAUCAAUUUUAAGCCUCGAAUCUUGCUUGUUACUGGGUCAUCACCAGGCCCUUGUGAUAACCCUAUUGGGGAUCACUAUCUAUUGAAGUCUAUCAAGAAUAAAAUUGAUUAUUGUAGGUUACAUGGGAUUGAAAUUGUGUAUAAUAUGGCUCAUUUGGAUAAAGAGCUAGCUGGGUAUUGGGCGAAAUUGCCAUUGAUUAGGAGGUUGAUGCUGUCUCAUCCAGAAGUGGAGUGGAUCUGGUGGAUGGAUAGUGACGCUUUGUUUACUGAUAUGAUGUUUGAAAUUCCGGUUGCAAAGUAUGAUGGCUAUAAUAUGGUUAUUCAUGGGUACCCUGAUUUGUUGUUCAAUCAGAAGUCGUGGGUUUCCGUGAAUACUGGGAGUUUUUUAUUUAGGAAUUGUCAGUGGUCUUUAGAUUUGCUUGACGUUUGGGCUCCAAUGGGGCCGAAGGGGCCGAUAAGGGAUGAGGCUGGGAAGAUUUUGACGGCCAAUUUGAAGGGUAGGCCAGCAUUUGAGGCGGAUGAUCAGUCUGCAUUGAUAUAUUUGUUGAUUUCCAAGAAUGAAUGGAUGAAGAAGGUGUUUCUUGAGAAUUCUUAUUAUUUACAUGGCUAUUGGGCGGGAUUAGUGGACCGUUAUGAAGAGAUGAUUGAGAAGUACCAUCCCGGAUUAGGGGAUGAGAGGUGGCCGUUUGUGACCCAUUUUGUGGGUUGCAAGCCUUGUGGGAGCUAUGGGGAUUACCCAGUUGAAAGGUGCUUGAAGAGUAUGGAGAGGGCCUUCAAUUUUGCAGAUAAUCAGGUGCUUAAGCUAUACGGGUUCAGGCAUAGAGGCUUGUUGAGCCCUAAUAUCAAGAGGAUCAGGAAUGACACUGUUAAUCCUUUGGAGAAUGUAGAUCUGUUUGAUAUACGACAUUCAGUGCAUGGGAGCAAUGGAUCAUAGGGCUAGCCAGUAAAUCAUCUUCAGUGGGUGCAAACCUUGUAUCUUGUUUGUUUCCACGAGAGAAGUAGGGGAGGAAUCUCUUCAGUAAGUUCUUCAGAAUGUUAAGGGUGAAACUUAUGGUUCAAGGUGCUAUAGGGACGACUUCUUGCAGACGCUUUUUGGUAGAAGCUAGAAGCAUGGGGAUGGAUGUUGUUGUUUGUUUUCCUCUUCAUCAUUCCAUAGGAAAGUUUUCUUAGCUUUACAUCUUUUUAGUUGCAUUCUCACCUCAGGGCAAAGUGACAAAAGAAUCAGAUGUACCGAAAAGAAGAUGGAGGGGGAAGAAAGUAAUGGGAUCUUAUUCAAUUAUAGAAGAAUGGCCGAACAGCACCAAGCAAAUAUUGCUGAUAGUCUUAACAUUUCCAAACUUCCAAAUGUAAGCACACUUGUAUGAUUGCAUUAUGUUCAAUGUUUCGUUAUUCUUUGUUAAGCUAUAUAAGAAUUCCUGUCACCAUUUUAAAUUUGCUAGUUAUCAAGUGUUUACGCUCGUUCAAAUAUUUUAUAAUGUCAUUAUGUUGAUUAUUCAGAUAAGGUAGCAUAGCAUCAUCGGUUGGCAAAUUU